AUGGGUCCAUUUCCACCAUCAUUUUGCAACCUAUACAUACUAGUGGCAGUCGAUUACAUCUCCAAGUGGGUAGAAGCUGUAAGCCUUCCUACCAAUGAUUCCAAGUCGGUAAUGAAAUUGUUGCACAAGAACAUACUCACGAGAUUUGGUAUGCCUCAAGCCAUCAUCAGUGAUAAGGGGUCUCAUUUUGAUUGCAAACUCAUCACUAAUGCUUUGCACAGUGUUGUUACUGUGAAGUACAACAACAACAUCUUCAAGCAAACAUUUUACUUUGAACAAGGUUUUUUGUUCAAAGAUGAGCCUUAUAUGGGAUAUGAUGAGUUAGUUUCCCCCAUUGUUGAGGAGCAUGGAUGGAAAAUUUUUUGCAUACAUCUAGAUGAUGUUUUAGGGAAAGUAAUUCACGAGUUCUAUGCGCACACCACUUCUCCUGAAAAUCCUUUUAUCUAUGUUCAUGAAACCUCAGUCCCAUUUGAUGAAGACCACAUUAGUGCCCAAUUUGGGUUAAUUGAUGUUCAAGAUGAACAUACCCCAUUCACCGAAACCAUCACUGUUGAUGACUGA
Molecule: messenger RNA, 561 nt
Organism: Gossypium raimondii (Peruvian cotton)
Lineage: Eukaryota; Viridiplantae; Streptophyta; Magnoliopsida; Malvales; Malvaceae
Exons: 2
Coding region: 1-561 (186 amino acids)
Biological process (GO): DNA integration
Molecular function (GO): nucleic acid binding
Source: RefSeq, a predicted model, not a curated record